Molecule: messenger RNA, 1500 nt
Organism: Dentiscutata erythropus
Lineage: Eukaryota; Fungi; Glomeromycota; Glomeromycetes; Diversisporales; Gigasporaceae
Source: the annotation of a GenBank genome assembly
ACGUCAAAAACCAGAGGACGUCUAUUUUUUCGGUCCAUGUUCACCCUGACGGAACUCGUUUAGCAACUGGAGGCCUUGGUUCAGUACUCUGCGUUAGAUGGUCAAAUAAAGAUGGCCGAUAUUUGGCUUCAGGUUCGAGCGACCGACGCGUUCUGAUAUGGGAAUGGGAUAGAUCGGCUGAAGGGUUGUCGGAAGGAAGUGGUGAACACAACAUUGAAAAUUGGAAACCAGUAAGGCGACUUUCAGGGCAUCAAUCGGAUGUAGUUGAUCUUGCUUGGUCGAGAAAUAAUACCUAUUUGGCAUCAUGUAGCCUAGACAGCUUGGUGUUCAUAUGGGAUGGCAAAACGUUUGAAAGAUUGCAUAAACUAAAUCAGCAUUUAGGGUUUGUUAAAGGUGUCACAUGGGAUCCUGUAGGCGAAUAUCUUGCAACAGCGUCUGAUGAUAAAACUAUUAAAAUAUGGCGAACUGCUGAUUGGACUGUGCAAGCUGAAAUUAGUAAACCCUACGCUCCUACAAUUUUCUACCCUCGUCUUAGUUGGUCUCCAGAUGGUUCUCAUGUCGCAACAGCAAAUGGUGCGCAAGGCGCAGUUAUAUUUAAUCGAGAAGAAUGGCGUACUGAUAUAUCUUUGGGGCAUGAUUCUGCGAUCGAAGUCGUGGCGUUUAACCCAGUCAUUUUUAUGAUACCUGACAGUGAUGACGCUGACCCCAAUUCAGAGACCAUGAGUAAUAUAUGUGCUAUUGGAAGUCAAGAUCAUAGUAUUUCCAUAUGUUCAAUGAAGAAUACCCAUCCACUCUUUGUUUGUCAAAAACCUUUUAAUGAUAGCGUAUUAGAUUUAGCAUGGUCACCUGAUGGUACAAAACUAUAUGCAUGUUCUUUUGAUGGAACUGUGGUUGCCUUACAAUUCCUUAAUAAAGAAUUUGGCACUCGGGUAUCUGAAGAGGAACAUGAGAGACUUCUUACAAAUUACACUGUAACAAGUAACUCAAAAAGAACGAUUAAUGAAUCUGCCGAAUCAGAAUACACAUAUUCAACAGUCAAAUCUUCAGUUACAAAUGAAGAGAUACAUAUUGUAAAAAAAAUAAAAACGAUUAAUGAUUAUUCAAACCAGUUGGAGGAUUAUCUAAAAGGCAAAGGUAUAAAAUUCUUUGAUUAUGCACAAUUUGAUAAUCUCGAAAAGAUUGGAUGUGGUGGAUUUGCUGUUGUAUAUUCAGCUAUUUCUGGAGGAAAAAAAUAUGCUUUAAAAAGUUUAAAUAAUAAUUUGGAAAUUGAUGAGAAAACAUUUAAAAUAUUUAAGCAAGAAGAAGUUGAUGGCACACCCGAAAGAUUUGUUAAAAUUUAUAAGGGAUGCUGGGAUCCUGAACCUUGCAAACGUCCAACGUUAAAUGAAAUAUCAGAGGAACUUGGAAGAUUAUCUAAAGAAAAAUUAAAUGAAGUAUCAGUGAAACUUGGAAGAUUAUCUGAAGAAAAGUCCAUUAAAUUUACUACAAAUACUAUAGAAG